Messenger RNA from Oncorhynchus kisutch (coho salmon), 5836 nucleotides. It is a transcript of the gene zeb1b, whose product is annotated as zinc finger E-box binding homeobox 1b. Gene Ontology annotation, molecular function: DNA-binding transcription factor activity, RNA polymerase II-specific; RNA polymerase II cis-regulatory region sequence-specific DNA binding. The transcript has 9 exons. Gene Ontology annotation, biological process: anatomical structure development; regulation of transcription by RNA polymerase II. Bases 164 to 3721 code for a protein of 1185 amino acids. The record is from RefSeq and is a predicted model, not a curated record. NCBI's taxonomy places the organism in Eukaryota, Metazoa, Chordata, Actinopteri, Salmoniformes, Salmonidae.
GAUCCCGGAUACCAUAGGACGCACCCUAGGGUUUGGGAGGUGGAAGGUAAUGUCGUAAAGCAGAGUGUCGUAAACCAGGUGCAGGGAGGGGAGGUGAAGCGGGGGGAGUGGGGGAGAGAGAGGAGGUGACUCUCCAGCAGCAUUUAGACACAGCGAAAGGAUCAUGGCGGAUGGCCCCAGGUGUAAGCGCAGAAAGCAGGCAAAUCCGAGGAGGAAUAACGUAACCAACUACAGUAAUGUAGUGAAGGCCCCAGGCUCAGAUUCAGAUGAUGAGGACAAGCUGCACAUCGUGGAGGAGGACGGGAGUCUGGCCGACGGGGCUGACUGUGACAGCAACGUACCCAGUGAAGAUCACAACGGAGACCGCUGGGAUGAAGUGAGGGAGGAGUGUGGUUCUGAUGGGGAGGAUGACGGCAGUACAGAUGCUCUGGUGGAGGAGAUACUGCAGCAGGGAGACACGACCAUCAUCUACCCAGAAGCCCCUGAGGACGAGCCCCGCCAGGGGACGCCCGAGGCCAGCGGACAUGACGAGAAUGGCACUCCGGAUGCGUUCUCACAGCUCCUCACCUGUCCCUACUGUGCCCGCGGCUACAAGCGCUACACGUCCCUGAAGGAGCACAUCAAGCUGCGCCACGAGAAGAGCGAGGACAACUUCAGCUGCUCCCAGUGCAGCUACACCUUCGCCUACCGCACUCAGCUGGAGAGACACAUGAGUGCCCACAAAGCUGGCAGAGACCAGAGGCACAUGACACAGUCGGGGGGCAACCGAAAAUUCAAGUGCACUGAAUGUGAAAAAGCAUUUAAGUACAAGCAUCACCUGAAGGAGCACCUACGCAUCCACAGCGGAGAGAAGCCAUACGAGUGCUCCAACUGUAAGAAGCGUUUCUCCCACUCCGGCUCCUACAGCUCCCACAUCAGCAGUAAGAAGUGCAUCGGCGUGAUCUCAGCAGUCAACGGCCGACCCCUGCCCGCCAAGGCCUCCCAAUGCCCAUCCCCAGCCAUGCCCGCCUCGCCCUCCUCCACCACACGCACCCAGACCCGAGACAAACCCUUGCAGGAACAGCUACCCCUCAACCAGAUCAAGAGCGAGCCAAUGGACUACGAGUACAAGCCCAUGGUAGUGUCUCCAGCAGCGGGGGCAACAGGAGUGAACGGUCACGGAGGAGGGGUGUUCAACGGGGGUGCGGCUGCCCCACUGCAGGGCGCGGUGCAGGCGGUGAUGCUCCCCACCAUGGGCCUGGUCUCUCCGAUCAGCAUCAACCUGGCAGACCUACAGAACGUCUUGAAGGUGGCGGUGGACAGUAACAUGAUCAGACAGAUGUUGGAGAACAAUGCUAAGUCAGCGGGGACUGGCAUGGGGGCGACAGGUGUUCCUCACCAGCAGCUCAUCUCAGCCAUCAGUCUGCCCAUUAUGGGUCAGGAUGGCAACGCCACCAAGAUCAUCAUCAACUACAGCCUGGACCCCAGCCAGACACAGACCCAGCUCACUGCCCAGAACCUGAAAAAGGAGCCCCCGACCCUGGCUACAACACCAGGCCAGGCCCAGGCUGCCACAGAGCCUUCCAGCAAGACCCAGCAGAAACUCCCAGAGGACCUGACAGUUAGCAGGCCCCCCAGGAGCAAAGAGGAGAAGAUGGAAGAGGAGACUACUAAGAACUGCCUGCUUUGUAAUGAGUGCCCCAAUGGUCUGGACGCUCUCCACACACUCAAGCACUGUAAGAAAGCCUCAGGCCUCAGGAUCAAUGGGGACAAAUCAAAGUCUGCCAUCGAUUCAUUAUUGUCUGAGGGGUUCGGGGACCAGCCCAAGAACCUUCUGUCCCUCCUCAAGGCCUACUUCGCCUUAAAUGUUGAGCCCACCAAGGAGGAGCUCAGCAAGAUCUCCGACUCGGUCAGCCUGCCUGCCGACGUAGUCAAGAAGUGGUUUGACAAGAUGCAGAGUGGUCAGGUCUCACUAGGGGCCCCGACCCCUCCGUCUGAGGAAGAAGGGCCCUUGUCUGAGUGUCAUGGGGCCAUUGUUGUGUCCCCUAAAGUAAGAUCAGAGCAGAACACAGAGAGCCCCACCCUGAUGCAGUCUAGCCCAGCUGAGGCCACUCCGGCUGAGGUUAACGGCUCUGGGCCCUGCCCGGCCUCCCCUACACCACUAAACCUGACCACCGGGGGGGCCGUCCCAGCCAAACCCUCCUCCUCAGACAGCACGGAGGUCCCCCUGGACCUGUCGCUACCAAAGCCCCUCCGAGAGGAGACCGCUGCCACCGCAGCCUCUUACCAAGCCACUGUUUACUCCCAUCAGGACGAACCCCUGAACUUGACGAAGACUUGCACAACCAAGAAAGAACUUCCGCUCUCUGCAGGCGCCGCAGGCCACCACAUGACUAGCCAAACCUUGUCCUUUUACACCGCCGGCCCACAAAGUGCCAACCCCAUCAGCAUCAUGACCACUCAGCUGCCCAGCGGGACCAUCUAUGCCAUCACUGAUCAGGGCAGCACGGGUGUGUCCUGCCUCCGGGCGCUCACCACCAAUAACAACCAGACUAUCCUCAUCCCACAGUUGGCCUACACCUAUACCACUACAGCUACAGCCAGCAGCCCUGCAGGGACAGAGACACAGGAGAAGACCACACUGCAGAUCAACGGCAUCAAGGAGGAGCGUCAGGACACAAGCUCAGAGGGCGUGUAUACCAUGGAGGAGCAGAAUGACUCAGACACCACCCCUUCCAGGAAUAAGAUGAGGAAGACUGAGAGUGGGUUGUACGCCUGCGACCUGUGUGACAAGAUCUUCCAGAAGAGCAGCUCUCUGCUCCGACAUAAAUACGAACACACAGGCAAGCGACCCCACGAGUGUGGCAUCUGCAGGAAGGCCUUCAAACACAAGCACCACUUGAUAGAACACAUGCGUCUCCACUCCGGAGAGAAACCCUACCAGUGCGACAAGUGUGGCAAGCGCUUCUCUCAUUCAGGCUCUUACUCCCAGCACAUGAACCACCGCUACUCCUAUUGCAAGAAGGAGGCGCAGGGAGGAGGUCAGGGAGGUGUAGGGGAGGAAGUGCUGGAGAUUGAGAGCCCCGUGGGGUUGGGCCUGGGAGGGGAGCAGCCGGAGCAGUCAGACAGCAGGCCCACCUCCUCCCCUCCCUCCCACCUGGACUCGGACGAGCGAGGGAGCAGCACCAGAGAGGAGGAGGAGAGUGAUGAGGAGGACAUGGAAACAGUGGCAGGGGAGGCGGUGGAGGGAGAUCCAGACAGCAUUCUGGAUAUGGAUGAUAUACAAGUGGUACGGAUAGGAGAUGAGGGAGGGGAGGAGGAGGAGGAGAGAGAGGAGGAGGGGGAAGUCACUGGUCAGGAGGGGGGAGAGAAUGCAGAAGGGGAAGAGCAAGGAGUGAAGAGAAUAGUGGUAGGGGGUGAAGAGGAGGAAGGAGAAGAAGAGGGGUUAGUGGGGGUUGAAGUAAAGGAAGAGCAGGAAGAAAAGGAGGUUACAGAGGAAAAGGCACAUACAAGGCAAGAGGAGGUGAAGGAGAACCGUGAGAAAGAGGAGGAACAUGGAGGAGAGAAGGAGCAGGAUGAGAAGGAAGUGGAGGAGGAGCAGUCAGAGCAGGCUCAGGAGGAGGUGAAGGAGGAGACAAUGGACACAGAGGAAGCGGUGACCUCAGAGGAGAAGGAAGAAUCAGGGGAGGUCAUGAAAGAGAAUGAAGGUGAAACAAACGGGAACACUGUUUCAGAUGACUAGAACCAAACACCGACCAGAGCAAAAGGGGAUACAAAAUAAAACAGGGAGGAAGCAGACCUGUGUUUCUUCCUCUAUGAAAUGGAAGGAUCCUUUUUCUCCCCAUGACGUUGGGGGAAAGGAAAGGGAUAACGUUUGGGUUGCUCUGACGGAUGCUGCAUUUCAGUUCACUACUGUGUAUGAAUCCAGGUGUGCCUGAAAAAAAUACUAGUGACUUAUUCCACAGAAGGAGAAACCAUUUUCAGUGUUAGAAAAUGUAUUUGUAAAAAUCAAAAACAAAGUUUAAAGACAAAAAAUGCAUUAUACGGACUUUGUAAGCUAGAACCGACACGUUUUAGAUAAUGUUUUAUUACUAAAACAACCUUGGGUCAUUUCUUUUUAUCAGUGUUAUCAUUCAUAUUUUAACCUUUAAAAAGCUGUACAGUUGGGAGAGAUUUCUAUACCUUUUUAUUGCCAAUGAACAAAAAAAAUCUGUAUUUUAUUAAGUUGGAGGGGAGAAAAAAGAUCCUGUGCACUACAAGUGGCUUGGUUUACUUAUGGCUCUAACAGUUAUGUGUUGUCUACCCUUCAGUAUUAUCGCACUAGACCUACAGUAUACAGCAUCAGCACGUUAGCUGAUAAUGUUAGCAUACCUUUUGUUUGUUUUACAUGGAUUGUGAGCCUUAAAGAUAAACUGUUGUAAAGGUGAUGAAGUUCAGCCAUGAUGUUCCAGUAGUUGAUUAUUACCUUAUAGAUGAAGAAGACAUCAAGGGGAGUAUGGAAGGAGGUACAUAAGUCUGCAAUGACACAUUGUUCUAAUUGUUUUGUUCGUUUGUUUGUUCAUUUACUAAAUCAUUACUGAAUCAGAUCAAGCAGAAGAAUAAAGAAGAACAUUCAUGAUCUAGGCCUAGUAAGUAGAGAUCAUUUGACCCUUAAGCCCUGGACCCUAUAUUCCCACUCCCAGCCUUAUGCAAAACAUUUUUUUUUUUUAAAUACACCAUGCAUAUCAAAAGUGCCAUUGCAUACUGCUGUUUUUCCUUAGCAGCUGUUGUCAGGUUGUUUCAAAGCCCAGAUUUGAUAGUAGCUCAAACUCUUUCAGCUGAUCUACUGUUUUUGGCUCACUACCACUAGUCCUGAUGUUGUAGAAGAUAGCAUUACCAUGACUUAUAAUUUAGACCGGAAUUAUAUAUUUGAGAUAAAAAUCUGCCUCUUUUAUAAUCAGAGCAAUCAAUGGCAAAAAGGACUUGUAACGGGAUGAUGAAACAUGAUUUUGAAGUAUUUCCUGCCUUGAAAUGUAUCCUUUUCCCCAGUCCAGUCCCAGUGCACUUGUUUAACACUUGUGAGAAACUCUCUCUCUUCAGGUAACAAAAGUAGGCAAAUAUGAUACCAGAAUGGUUAUUCAGACAAUAUUUUUUACCUGUCAGUAUUAUUUUGUUGUUGAUGUUUUUUUGUAAUAUGUUAAAUGUGUGUACUGUAUGUUUUCAGCAAUGUCGGUAUUAUUACCAUUCCCAAUGAUAUGGGUUAUUUGUUUAGUUAUAGAACACUUUUGUAUUUAUGUGUCUUAUUUUUUUAUAUUUCUUUAUGGUUAUUUAUUACAGUGUAGUGUACAAUACUGUAGUUUGUAUUAAUACAAUAAUAUAUUUUAGUAUGAAAAUAAUUUGAAAGGUAAAAUGACUACAACAAAGCUGGAACAUAAAAAAGUCUGGCAUUUUGAAGUAUGUUUUAGAACAAAAAUAAAAAUGUACUGCUAUCUCAAGUUGUCAACACACCCCACGAGCAGGAAAUUGGAACAUGUCACCUUCCUGCAUCCAUUAAUACUCAUGUUAGUUUUUACCUUUUGCCCACUUUAAUAUGAAGCUACUGAAACUCUGAGAACUAACUGUAUGUCUAAUAGCAUGAGUGUGCUGUUGUAUUGACAGAUGAUCCUUAACCAUGAAUCUGUCCUUUUGCCAAGCCAAAAUAAUAUUGACCUUUUUUGUUUUAUUUGUGCCAAUUUGUUACUUUGUAUGUCUGCUACGUCAAGGCCACAACCUCUUUUUAUAUGUCCCUGUUUUAAUCCACAAUCAUUUUUAUAGUGAUAGUUUGUGCUUUUGUUUUUUUAUGACUCCCCAUCUCACAAUAAAAUACAUCAAUUACAUA